Molecule: messenger RNA, 2686 nt
Organism: Oryzias latipes (Japanese medaka)
Lineage: Eukaryota; Metazoa; Chordata; Actinopteri; Beloniformes; Adrianichthyidae
Gene: uts2r1
Product: urotensin 2 receptor
Biological process (GO): regulation of blood pressure; blood vessel diameter maintenance; neuropeptide signaling pathway
Cellular component (GO): plasma membrane
Molecular function (GO): urotensin II receptor activity
Source: RefSeq, a predicted model, not a curated record
AAGAUGCCUGGCCAGAAACUUAUCAGAAAGGGUUGAUAGACUUUCUUGGAUCCCACUCUGGUUCCGUUUGUGCGUCUGUGCUGUAGCGUCUGUUGCGUUGUGUUGUAGAAACAACACUCCUCAUCCGUGGACGUCUGCCAAGCCUUCAGUGAUAUAAUUGUUCUGCCCCAGAUCUCCCUUUCAGAUCAGAGGUCUGUCAUUUGUCAUGGGGUUUGUUAUCGCAGACCGUUUGGCUAAAUAAAGGGCCAAAGACGGCGUUUCAUUUGGAUGGUUUGUCCUGCAUCACCUUAAGUGAUUGCUCUGCUGAUAAGUGACAUUGACCGUGACACAGUGGGCUCUAAACGAUGGAACAAAUGAGCGUCUGUCUCUUUACACCUGUGAUUGAUGUGCUGCAUGAGUGAGUGGAAAGCAGCAGGGCUGCUCUGCUGCUGAAGCCCCGGCACAUAUCAGCUCGUGGCACUCGCUGCAUGGAAAUAGAUGGCAAAGGGGCUGGAGAGCGAGCGCAGCACAUUUCCUGCAUACCUCUCUCCUGCCUGUUCUCCCCGUCUUCUCCCUCCCACUUCGGAGCGGCUCCUCUCCUCUCUGCUGCUUUUCCUCCUCAAAGACAGGAGCCUCCGUGACCGGCCGUGGAGAACUGCUGUCCUCCCCCAUUAUCCCUUCAUUCAUGGUUUCCCUCCUUUUCUGAAGCGUUGAUUGGAUGUGGAUUCGUUGGCCACAGAUGUCCCUGCUCAGGUUCUCUGCUUGGAUGCCGUCUGCUGCACUUGGGACAGGGUGACGGGAGAAGAACUUAGCAAUCAUCACAGCUUUCUGGUUGAAUCUGCUCAUUUAGCUGCUGGGAGACCUGUCACCGAUGGAGGGGAGUUUGCUGUAAUGGAUGACUCAUUUCCACUCCUCGGUCAGCUGGAGGCAUGACAACCAUGUCCAUGGAGCCUGUGGGAGUCCUGGUGGAGAGAGCCACCAACGCCACCGCGCCGCCUUUGAGCUCGCUUGAGGACUCAGCUGCUACCUUCACCAUAGGAACCAUCCUCUCCAUCAUGUGCCUGGUUGGAGUUUCAGGGAACAUUUACACGCUGGUGGUCAUGUGCCACUCUAUGAGGGCUGCAGCCUCUAUGUACAUCUAUAUCAUAAACCUGGCUAUGGCAGACCUGCUGUAUCUCCUCACUAUCCCCUUCGUGGUCUGCACCCACUUUCUGAAGGGGUGGUACUUUGGGGAUGCCGGGUGUCGCAUACUCAUCAGCAUGGACUUCCUGACCAUGCAUGCUAGCAUAUUCACGCUGACAAUCAUGAGCACGGAACGCUACUUCGCAGUCCUCAAACCGCUUGAUACAGUCAAGAGGUCUAAAAGCUACAGGAAGGCCAUAGCUCUGCUGGUCUGGGCAGCCUCUCUGAUUCUCACCCUUCCAAUGAUCGUAAGCAUCCAGCUGAUGACAGUGGGCACCAAGGCCAUGUGCCACUCCACCUUAUCUCCACUCUCCUACAAAGUUUACAUCUCCUUCCUGUUUUGCACAAGCAUCGUGGCUCCGGGACUGAUCAUCGGUUUUCUCUACAUCCAGCUGGCACGCACCUACUGGAUUUCCCAAACAGAAACCUUCAAACAGACCAAGAAACUGCCCAACCAAAAGGUGCUCUACCUGAUCUUCACCAUUGUUCUACUCUUCUGGGCAUGCUUCCUGCCUUUCUGGAUCUGGCAACUUCUGGGACAGUUCUACCCCUCACUGCCCCUCUCCACCAAAGCCAAAUGCAACAUCAACUACCUGACCACCUGCCUGACCUACUCCAACAGCUGCAUCAACCCCUUUCUGUACACCCUGCUCACCAAGAACUACAAGGAGUACCUGAGGAAGCAUAAGCGCUCGUGGACGGCCGGAAACUACUUCAACCGUCGAAGCCGCUUUCAGCGUUCACCUCGCAGGUCGCCAUCCGCCAGCAGUCAGCAGUGUACUGAGAGCUUCAUGCUGACGCACACAGCCUCACUGCGAGCUCACAACAGCAGUCUAUAAGACGGGGCUGAGCCCAGGAAGGGGAUGGCACACAGGAAGGACGACGGGAACCUGCUGGGAACCUGCCGAAACGCAAGAAAACAACAACAAAAGUUUUCCUGCACCCGGCACCAUCAGGACAGAACAGCAGAAGUUCUGCAGAGCUGUUGAACUUCCUGUAGCAUAAAGAAGGAGCACAACGUGGGACUUGACACUGCAAAGCACUUGAUUCUCUCUCAUGUGUUCGUUUCCUUUAAUGUCACCGUGAGCCUGUUGCAUGUUAAAAAAAUCUACACGCAGCUGUAGAAAAUUGUCAAUAAAUGUGUGAAGAAAAGACAUCACUGAUGCAAAAUGUUAUCUUUUUGAGGGAAACUAGGUGGAAGGAUCAAAGAUCUUCAUUUUUGUUAAAAAGAUUAAGAUUUGCAAACUCCAGGUGAAAUCUGGCUUCACGCUGAACCACAGCUCCUAUGCAUGUUGCAGUAUUGUAGAUUUGUUCUUGUGUCACCGACUUGUUAAACCUUUUGUCGUUGGUUGCCAUAGAAACGGAACAUUUCCUCCCUUGGAAGUGAUGACACGCCUUCUGCCCAAACUGUUUUAUCAUAAGUUGGUCUGUAAGAAUUCAGCUCAAAACGGUUUUGGUUCCAGUUGUUUUACAAAGUUUUUAUUCUUUGUUUGUCCCACAGAAAUUAAAAAAAUAUCAUCUUUCA